Molecule: messenger RNA, 1275 nt
Organism: Geodia barretti
Lineage: Eukaryota; Metazoa; Porifera; Demospongiae; Tetractinellida; Geodiidae
Source: the annotation of a GenBank genome assembly
AUGAAAAUUCUGGUUGUUGGGCAGGGUGGACGCGAACACGCGCUCGUCUGGAAACUUGCACAGAGCCCACUUGUCGAAAAAAUCUAUUGCGCGCCCGGUAAUCCCGGCAUCUCACAAAUCGCAGCGUCUAUCCCGAUGCCGGAGCGAUUUGCUGACCUUGCAAAUUGGGCAGAAUCCGAAAGUAUUGCACUAACCGUUGUCGGACCUGAAGUUCCGUUGGCUGAAGGGAUUGUCGAUGUGUUCCGUGAACGUGGAUUGAAAGCAUUUGGACCCGAUAAGCGAGCAGCGCACCUUGAAGCAAGUAAGGAUUUCGCCAAGCAGCUGAUGAUGAAAAACGAUAUACCGACAGCGGCACACCGCACAUUUACGGAUGCCGAGGAAGCGAUGGCCUAUAUCGAAGAUCAAAAUACACCUGUUUUCGUUAAGGCAAACGGACUCGCAGCAGGAAAGGGAGUUAUCCCGGGACGUACCUUCAAAGAGGCAGUGCAAGCUGUCACAACUAUUUUGAUAGACAAGGCAUUUGGCGAUGCCGGUGAUAGCGUCGUGAUUGAAGAAGAGCUCAUCGGUGAGGAAGCCUCCUUUACCGUACUUACCGAUGGUACCUACUGCCUCCCUUUUGUCAGUUCGCAGGACCACAAGAUGUCCCACGAUGGUGAUACGGGUAAGAACACCGGCGGGAUGGGCGCAUACUCUCCUGCGCCAGUUAUCACACCAGAAUUGCACGACUAUGUGAUGGAACGCAUUGUCUACCCUACCGUCAAUGGCAUGGCGGAUAUCGAUAGGCUCUUCAAAGGUGUGUUAUACGUGGGAUUAAUGAUUACAGACGCAGGCCCAAAGGUGGUGGAGUUCAACUGCCGUUUUGGUGACCCGGAGGCACAAGUCCUCUUACCUCGCCUCAAAAGUGAUUUGGUGCCUUUGCUAAUCGCGUGUAUUGAUGGAACGCUUAAGCAGCAUGCUGAUGUUCAAUGGCAUAACGAAGCAGCAGCGUGCAUCGCUAUGGCUUCGGGUGGGUAUCCAGACCCAUAUCAAACAGGGGAAGUUAUCACGGGGCUUGAAGAUGCGAAUGCAAUUGAAGGCGUUACGGUCUUUCACGCAGGAACGGAGCAAGACGGUGAGGACAUCGUCACAGCCGGCGGUAGAGUAUUAGGUGUCACUGCUGUUGCAGGCGGAUUACAUGAUGCCAUUCAACGCGCAUAUCAAGGCGUUUCUGCUAUUCAGUUUGCCGAUGCACAUUAUCGGAAAGACAUCGGGUACCGGGCAUUAGGGCGAAAUUGA